Molecule: messenger RNA, 4034 nt
Organism: Camponotus floridanus (Florida carpenter ant)
Lineage: Eukaryota; Metazoa; Arthropoda; Insecta; Hymenoptera; Formicidae
Gene: mys
Product: integrin beta-PS
Exons: 10
Coding region: 189-2750 (853 amino acids)
Biological process (GO): cell adhesion mediated by integrin; cell-matrix adhesion; cell migration
Cellular component (GO): focal adhesion; cell surface; integrin complex
Molecular function (GO): integrin binding
Source: RefSeq, a predicted model, not a curated record
AUAUAUCUCAUCCUUAUCGUCCUCCGCUGCUUUAGUCAUACGCGAGCGAGUGAUGUUGCUCGGCAAAUAUAAAGAUGACGGCAUCGCCGUCGUAUGAAUAAGCCGCGGGAGGUGCGCGAUUACAAGUGUCGAUCGUCUCGCUUAUUCGUAUCGUCUCGAUCCGAGAUUUCUUUUUUUUCCCCUUCACUAUGGGGACAAGAUCGUACGUAUACAUGUAUAACUCUAGAAUGUUUGGCAGCUCAAGAUGGCUCGUUGUAUCGGGAAUAUUAGUAGCGGGCCUGUUGACUUCAUUCGCUCAGUCCAAUUAUCCUCCUCCAGAGAGAUUGACAGGCAUGAAUCCUUGUAUCAGUAAACAGACUUGCCAUGAAUGCAUACAGACUCCGCACUGUGCUUGGUGCGCAGCACCGAAAUUCCCUGAGAAAAGAUGCUUCCUUCCAAAUAUCAAUACCAAGAUAUUUGCGACGUGUCCUCUCAAUUAUACAUGGAAUCCUGACAAUGUCUUUAGCAUGUUGCGACAUCGUAAUUUGACAAAGGGUAGUGGUGGUGCAGGAGGAUAUAGCAGCAUCGAAGGCUCUUUCUCAUCUUCCAAUUCAUCUUCCAAUUCCUCCUCUGAUUUUCACGAGGAAAGUUCAAGCAGCGCUGGAAGUAGAAGACAGGAGGCCGUGCAAAUGUGGCCACAAGAGGUCGAUCUGAAACUUAGAAUAAACGAAGCUUAUAGAAUGUCUUUUGCUUACUCCCAAGCGGAGGAUUAUCCUGUUGAUCUCUACUACCUUAUGGAUUUGAGUAAAUCCAUGGAGGACGAUAAGAAGAAAUUAUCCGACUUGGGCCAAUUGUUGGUCGAGAGCAUGAGUAAAAUUACGAGCAAUUUUCGUUUAGGUUUUGGUAGCUUUGUUGACAAGGUAGUGAUGCCAUAUGUCAAUACUGUGCCUAAAUCUCUUAUCGAACCAUGCGACGGUUGUGCGGCGCCUUACGGAUAUAAAAACAUCAUGAGGCUAUCUCAGGAUACGAGCAAGUUUGCGGGAUUGGUUCGUAAUGCGUCUGUGUCUGGCAAUCUCGACGCACCAGAGGGUGGUUUUGAUGCGAUUAUGCAAGCAAUAGUUUGCCGUAAUCAAAUAGGCUGGCGCGAAAAGGCACGUCGGUUACUGGUAUUCUCGACUGACGCCGGUUUUCAUUAUGCGGGCGAUGGUAAAUUGGGUGGUAUCAUCAAGCCGAAUGAUGGUUUGUGCCAUUUAGAUUCCAGAGGCACGUACACUCACUCAUCCCUGCAGGAUUAUCCCAGCAUUUCACAAAUCAAUCUAAAAGUAAAGCAAAAUGCUAUAAAUGUUAUAUGGGCAGUCACCGAGGAACAGAUCAAUGUUUACAAGAGACUUACGAAGCACGUAGAGGGUUCCUUCGCCGGUAAACUAUCAGAUGACUCCAGCAAUGUCGUGGAACUGAUCCGCGAACAAUACGACGCUAUUUCAAGCUCGGUGGAGAUGAAGGACACAGCUAGCAGCGCGAUUAAAAUCAAAUACUUCUCGAGCUGUUUGGGUACUGGACCAGUGGUCGAGACAUCGAAAUGCGAUGGACUAAAAGUUGGCACGAAGGUGGAGUUUAUCGCGGAGAUUGAAGUCACUAGUUGUCCGGCCAACAGAUCGGAAUGGAAGCAAAAGUUUGACAUUUAUCCGGUUGGUAUAAAUGAGACUCUCACGGUUAAUCUGGAGAUGUUGUGCGAUUGUGAAUGCGAGCGUCAUGGUAACAUGUACGAGGAAAAAUCACCCGAGUGCAACGGCGUAGGCACGCUCAAGUGCGGCGUUUGCGAGUGCUACGAUGGAUUCUUUGGCAAGCGUUGUGAAUGCAGCCCGCAUCAAGAGCUCACUGGCUUUGACAAGCAUUUCCAAUUGUGCCGACCCGAUAACACUACUCUCGUGGAUUGUUCCGGUCGCGGCACAUGUGCCUGUGGUCAGUGCGAGUGCGAGGAACGAGAAAACCCGAAGGAGAUAAUAUCGGGACAUUUUUGCGAGUGCGAUAACUUCUCCUGCGACCGCGAUGAGGGUAAGCUCUGCUCCGAUCAUGGUACCUGCGAAUGCGGACAGUGCAUCUGUAACGCUGGUUGGAUCGGACAGUCUUGUAACUGCAGGUCCUCCAACGACUCCUGCAUCGCGCCGGGAACUACGAAUGGCGUACUCUGCUCAGGUCACGGCGAUUGUAUUUGUGGUGAAUGCAUCUGUCACGAAGAAGGCAACACUCGAUAUUCUGGCAAGCACUGUAACAAAUGUCCGACUUGCCCGAGCCGCUGCGAGGAACUAAAGCCGUGCGUGCAAUGUCAGAUGUAUAAUACCGGAAACUACAGCGAUCCGGAGGAGUGCGCGAAAAACUGCAAGGAAUUCGUGCCUGAAAGCGUGGAGACGGUGAUCGUCGACGUAGACAACGAUGAGGUGCCGUGCUUCGGCACGGAUGAAGACGACUGCAAAUACAAUUUCGUGUAUUACUACAACGAAACCAACUGCUUGCAAGUGCGCGCUCAGAAAGAACGCGAAUGCCCCCCGCAGGUCUAUAUGCUCGGGAUCGUGUUGGGCGUAAUCGCGGCGGUAGUCUUGGUCGGUCUAGCACUGCUGCUGCUAUGGAAACUGCUGACGACGAUACACGAUAGACGGGAGUUUGCCCGAUUUGAAAAGGAGAGGAUGAUGGCCAAGUGGGAUACGGGAGAGAAUCCAAUUUAUAAGCAGGCCACUUCCACGUUUAAGAAUCCAACUUAUGCCGGAAAAUAACGUGCUCUGAAAUGAGAAAAAGAAUAACGCAGAUCUUUUAAGAAGAAAUCGCAACGACACGACGCGACAGUUUGCGAACGGCGACUACGCGCUCAGUGCCUCGUCUCGAGUUCAGCAAGAUCUUGAGUAGCUACGUAAAGAGACGCGUAACUCUGAGCGGCAUAACAAGAUCUAGAUCUAACGUAUUUUAGCGUAUACAUAAUUAUUUAAAGGUAACUAAUAUUUAAAUACAAUAUAUACUCUAUUUUGUUGAGAUAUUUGUAAAGAACGACUAAAAAUACUGCCAUAUAACAUAGACUGCGUUAUGGACGCGCGUGCACACGCGUCAUUUGUUUACAAAAUUAUAACGUUAUACUUUAUCGUGAUCGUGGUUUAAGGAAAACAAGUUAGUUAGGCUAAUUUUAAUAUUCAAGUGCCUUUUAAUGUCACGACCGACGGUAUAUUUGCAAUCGACUCUUAGUUAUCUUUGCAUUUCUUACGCUAUACGUAUAGAGGUACAAAACUAAAGAGGUGUAAACUUAAUAUGCGAUAACAUAAUUUUGGAAUGGAUUUAAAGGACAAGUAAAAGGAUAAGUAAUAGGAGGAGAAUUCCUAUGUGAUUUAUUUUAUCGUUUCUCAAUGGCCGUAUCUUUUAUACGCAUUAGAUAUACAUUUAUUCUUUCGGGUCAGAAUUGAUUUUUAUCAUCGCUUGAAAGAUAAGCAAAACUAUAGAUAGAUUUCGAUAUUUUAUACUUUCUUUGAAAGCAACUAGAGUGAGUCAUAAGAUAUAUUCGAAUCAUUAGUUAACAAAACAUUUCAUGUGAGAUAUGAGAUGUAAAUAUAGUAAAUUAUAUCAGGAAUUUUAUUAGAAUGGCCAUAUAUCUGCAAUGACAAGAUAAAAUAACAUCAUAUAUUCUGGAUUUAUUCCUGAAAUAUAUCGCGUAUAUUAAGUUGUACAUCUUGUGUAUAAAUAGAAAAAAGCUCUUCCGGAUGAAAACGAAUAAGAUCUUAUAUAUAUAUAUCUUUUAGUGCAAUCUAUAUGAGGAUAAUUUCAUGCGAAAAAAAUUUGAAGAUGCAUUUAUCUGCGAUUCUUUUUUCGUAUAACGUAAUCAUUUUAUUGAUCGAUUAAAGCGCGGUCUUUUUUUAUUUUGUUUUCGCGCGAUUAAAGAGACUCGAAAGUGUUUAUAGGAAAUUUGUAUAAAUGUAUAAAGUACUGCCUGCGACCCGGAUAUAGAAAUAAGUUUUAUCUCCGUGUUUUUUUAACGGCGCGACGAUAAUUAAACUAUUAUGUCUCGUAUAUUAUUU